AUGGCAGACUACUCCAACGAAGCAGCCUCUGGCGACUCAGCGGCCACUGAAAACAAAGGCAAAGGAAAAGCUGCCGAUACAGCUCAAGACAUGAGUAUGGACGAGGACGAUGAUGGCUCUGAUGAGGAGUCGGGAGUUGAGGCUGAGGCCGAAGAGCCCGAAGAGGAAGAUGAGGACAACAUGGAGGAGAUUGACACAAAUAACAUCAUCGGCAGCGGCCGACGUACGCGUGGCAAGAACAUUGACUUCGCAACCGCCGCCCAGAAUGCAGAGGGUCUGGACGACGAUGAGGACGACGAUGACGACUUUGAAGAGCCCCAGGAGGAUGACGCCAUGGAGCACUAA
Molecule: messenger RNA, 345 nt
Organism: Pseudovirgaria hyperparasitica
Lineage: Eukaryota; Fungi; Ascomycota; Dothideomycetes; Acrospermales; Acrospermaceae
Exons: 3
Coding region: 1-345 (114 amino acids)
Source: RefSeq, a predicted model, not a curated record